This is a messenger RNA of Sebastes umbrosus (honeycomb rockfish), 1127 nucleotides long. Its product is annotated as nuclear receptor subfamily 0 group B member 1-like. Lineage: Eukaryota; Metazoa; Chordata; Actinopteri; Perciformes; Sebastidae. Bases 145 to 942 code for a protein of 265 amino acids. Gene Ontology annotation, biological process: negative regulation of transcription by RNA polymerase II. Gene Ontology annotation, cellular component: nucleus; cytoplasm. The record is from RefSeq and is a predicted model, not a curated record. The transcript is spliced from 2 exons. Gene Ontology annotation, molecular function: transcription factor binding; transcription corepressor activity.
CUGCUGCUGCUAUGCUUUGAUUGUGAAAAUAUUGACAGGAUGUGUGUGUUCUGGUGUAUUUAGGGAGGGCUGUGGAGCCCCCAAAGUCUAGUCUAUAAAAAAGAUGAGAUUCUCCUAAAACGAGCUCAUAAUCAAAGUGUCAUCAUGUCGUGCUGUGAGUGCAGAGGAGGCGGCGAGGAGGAGCCAGCAGCUCGGAGCAGCAUCCUCUACAGCCUCCUCCUCAACAGAGGCACCCAGAGCACGCAGAGACACCUGGAGACGCACCGGCACCGGCUCUGCUCCUGCUCCUCCAGGAGGAAACUAGUGGCGCUUCGCUCUCCGCACUCAGUCUUCAAAGCGACCUCGGAGGUGCUCGUGAAAACUUUCAAGUUCGUGAAAAACGUGCCGUGUUUUCGUGGUUUGCCGCAGGAGGACCAGCUGCGUCUGGUGCGCAACAGCUGGGCGCCUCUGCUGGUUUUGGGCAUGGUGCAGGACGCGGUGGACUUCGACACGGUGGAGACGCAGCAGCACAGUCUGCUGCACAGGAUCUUAACGCGCAGCAGCAGCAGCAGCAGCAGGGAGACACAGAUUCAGGUUAAAGACCAGGGGGUGCCAGUGGGGGAUGCAGAGGGGAUCAAGAUGUUUCUGGUGAAAUGUAGAGGACUGAGGAUCAGCGUCAAAGAAUACGCAUUCCUGAAGGGAGCCAUACUAUUCACUCCUGAGGUGAUGGAGCUGGAGUGUCGGGAAUAUAUCCAGGCGCUCCAGAGAGAGGCUGAGUGCGCGCUCUACGAGCACGUGAGAACGGUGCACCGGGGCAACGCGGGCCGGUUCGGCAGACUGCGCGCGGUCCUGCGCGCCCUGCGGUCCGUGGACCCGGACGCGGUGGCGGGACUCUUCUUCAGACCCGUGACUGGCACGAGCAGCAUCGACGAACACGUGCUCGCUAUGUUUUAUGAGCUUUAGAGCCCGAUAGAAAGAAAAGAAAGACGUUUUGGGAUAUGAACAAUAAUUGAAUGUAUUUAUAUAUCUGUCUAUAAUUUGAUUUUACAUUUAAAUUAUCUACUUCCAGCUUUCAUUGAUCACAUCAGCUGCACAUCAUGACUUUCUAUGUUUUUGUUAGGACACUGAGGACCACUCCAGACCACGAU